Messenger RNA from Argiope bruennichi, 1450 nucleotides. RefSeq lists its product as uncharacterized. The record is from RefSeq and is a predicted model, not a curated record. The coding region runs from base 639 to 983 and encodes 114 amino acids. The transcript has 6 exons. Lineage: Eukaryota; Metazoa; Arthropoda; Arachnida; Araneae; Araneidae.
UUUCACAGACAAUGUUAGAAAAGAUGAAACUUUUGAUGAGAAUUAUCAUGAAUUUUAAUUAGUCUUGAUUGGUCAAAUGAUGAUGAUGGCAUGUCCGCGUUACCACAGAAAGGGUGUGCAGUAGCUUCUGAGAGUAAAGACCCCUGAGCAUCCUAGGACAAAAGUCCGAUUUCUACGUCAUAUGAAGAUGACACUCACACAUUUGCUUGUACAACUCCUUUUUACAGGGGGCUCUUUCACACACCUCACAGAUAGAGCACAGGCUGAAGAACAACCAGGACUUGAACCCAGGGUGCCCAAAUCACGGAGAAGACGCUCUACCCCUAGGCCAGGAAAUAAAUAUCCAAUUUAACAUUUAAAGAUAAAUGGCGGGCAUUGUAGCAUCUUUAAUAAUAUUUGUAAACUUUACACAAAUUUAGAAACCAUUUAAAAUCCCUGAAAUUUUCUCUGUAUGGCAAUAAUGAAGUAAAAAGCUAAGAAGAAUUGCAAAUGUGUACUUGAACUUAUGCAUAGCAAAUAAGUCCUAGAAAUAAAGAAUUCUAUGUUGCUGACUACUUACUUAUUUUCACUACUUAACUUGAAGACAUGAGAAACCAUCCAAUAUAUUAAAGAACUGGGUUUAAAGAAUUCAAGCCUAGAUGAAUAAGGAUAUUGUAAUGGCUGGUUCUAUUAUGGUAUAUAGCUUUAGGUUUGCUGAGUCAGACAUAGAAUUUAUAAAGAAAUGCCAAGGAGUCAUGGUUAUAAUUUUCAUCAAAUGCAAUCGUAAAUGGUUUGGAUAUAACUUCAUGUCUGUGAUUUCCUCAAAUUUUCACAUAUUAAAACUGUGUUAUUUUAAUUGUCUUCCAUAUAUUCUGUACAUGGAUCUUUCCAAUGGUGAUCAUUCCCAUGGCAUCAUACUAUUAUUUAAAUAUGCAGCUCAUCUAUCUUCUAAAUUUUACAGAAUGCCAUCAAUGAUCAUCUGUCAUCUUCCAUGCAAAUUCUAAAGCUUUAAUGGAAUUUCCAGCCUCGAAAUUUUCUAAGACAGUGGAGUAGUGAUUCAAGAUACUACCAUUAAAAAUAACGAAUUGCAGAUCUGAAACCAAUUUUAUUGGUGUUAUGUAAACACACUUGGUGUACAGUACUAUGCAAAUUUAUUGGGACAAAAACUUUUUAUAAAAUUUUCUGUCAGGCACGAGUUUCUACAACAUAUUUUUACUAAGACAAUUGGCCUUGACUAGUCUAAACUGGUUUAACCAUGUGAUAAUAAUCUUGAGAGAAUUCAUUUUUCUGAAGAUACUGGUUCAUCAACAAUAAGAUGAAAGCUUAUAUAAGCAGGAAGAUGGGCAAGACAUUAAUCAAAAAAUAGUUAUUGACAGCUGAAACGAAGAAGAAAUACUUGUAAAUUCCCUGGAAAUAUUAAUCCUCAAUUAAGAAUAAAGUUUUAUUCAGUGAUGAAAUGCCUUUUUUUUUU